Messenger RNA from Darwinula stevensoni, 495 nucleotides. Lineage: Eukaryota; Metazoa; Arthropoda; Ostracoda; Podocopida; Darwinulidae. The record is from the annotation of a GenBank genome assembly.
AUGGGGAACAGAUUGGUUGGGGAGUCAGUCAACUUGUGGAGUGCUGAUACGCUGAUCUGUGAUGAAGGAAAUCCUGAUGCUAAACAUUUCAAUGCUGAUCUAUACACACUCACUGAGCCUGGUAAGAAGCAGUAUAAGUAUCCAGAGUGCCGUUUGACAGAGAAGGGAAGAGAAUACAUCGGGAAGAUAAGUGAGACGGAAUCAGGAAAGGAGUGCUUGAAAUGGGACACUCAGGCUAACAGAACAUUCGAUGACUUUCUCGAAAUGUUUCCGUAUGAUAUGCACUUUUCCAACCUGGAUACCUGGUCUCACCAGAACUACUGCCGCAACCCAUCUGGAAGGGAGAGGCCAUGGUGUUUCGUCACGGACGAAGAUACUGAAUGGGAAUAUUGUGAUAUCCCCAUGUGCACGGAUAAGGGUAAUUAUUCUUCCGUAGCCCUCUCGCCCUCUUUCAUGUGCCCCUAUCACUUGCUGAUUAAUGCACCUGAGGAAUAG